CUUGAAUCUGUUGUCGAAUUGAAUGAGUGUUAUUCCAUCUCUCAUAUUUCGUAAGAUAAGCAGACCUCAUUUAUUUACCAAUCAGCAGACAUUGAACAAGUUGAAUGUAUUUGUUGGUAGGAAGGCAUACCCAUAAUACUGAAAUAGAAAGCAGUUUUCUUUGAAAUCAAACGAGCUCCAAACGAUCAUUAAUCCAUCUCGAAAAUAUUAUAAAACAUAUUCAGUGAUCUUGAAAGUGCAUUAGGUAUGAUAGAUAAAAACUUUUUCCUCUUUAUCACAGAAUACGCACAAUCCAAUAACACAUGCAGUUUUAAGAUAAUUAUUCAUUCAGUGCUCUAGUAUAAAAUUGUUAGAAACAUGAUAUUGAUGGUGAUAAGUGUCUUUCUGGGAGUCAUAAUAAUACUCCUUACCACCAUGUUGGUGAACUGGUAUUCAUUGGUAUCUAAAUACGACUCCCUCAGAAACGUACCAGGUCCAAAACCAUGGCCGAUUAUCGGAAAUGCGAAUGAAGUCGGAAAAACAACAGUUGAUCUUCUUCAGUCCUUUGAAAGGCUCCACCAGAUAUAUGGUACGUUUUUCAAGUUGUGGCUUGGACCUAGACUGCAUUUGAUGAUAGCCAAGCCCGAAUAUCUGGAAGCACUCCUGACUUCCAAUGUCCAUUUGGCGAAAUCUGAUGGUUAUGAUCUCUUCAAGCCUUGGCUUGGAGAUGGACUACUAGUGAGUGUUGGAAAAAAAUGGAAGUGUCGUAGGAAAAUGAUAACACCAACGUUCCAUUUCAAGAUUCUGGAAGAAUUCAUAACAAUAUUCAACAAACAUUUCGAUCUACUCAUAGAUAUUCUUGCGAAAGAGGUCGAUAAAAAUCCUGAAAAAUCCAUCGAAAUCAGUGAAUUUGUUAACUUAGCUUCUCUGGAUGCAAUUUGUGAAACAGCAUUUGGAACCCCUUUGAAUGCCCAACUUAAGGGCAACCCAGAUUACGUGAAAGCAGUCAGCAUCAUCUUGGAAAUAAUCACUUUGAGAUUCUUCUCUGGAUGGCUCAGGAAUCCCCUGAUAUUCAGAUUCUCCUCGUUGUACCCAAGGUACAAGAAGAACAUGAAAAUCCUCCAUGAUUUCACCAACAAAGUCAUACUAGAACGCAAAGAGGCUUGCAGGAUCAGAAAGAACAACACACGUAGUCCUGCUGAGGACGGGAUCAGAAGAAAAGCAGCGUUGCUGGACAUGCUCCUUGAAGCCACUAGCGAUGGGGAAGAGUUGAGUAAUGAGGAUAUCAGAGAAGAAGUUGAUACGUUCAUGUUUGAGGGUCAUGAUACAAGUGCAACUGCAACUUGUUUCGUUCUUUAUGCAAUCAGUCAAAAUCCUGACAUCCAAAGUAAGGUAUAUCAAGAGCUCACAGAAAUCAUCGGGGAUGAUAGCAGAACAGAGAUAACAAUUUCCAAAAUCAACGAUUUGAAAUAUCUGGACAUAGUGGUCAAAGAAGCUCUGAGAAUAUAUGCUCCAGUACCUUUAAUUGAAAGAAGACUAGAAGAUGAUUGGAUAGUAGAUGGCAUAACUAUUCCUAAGGACACCAACAUAACCAUUUUCCUGUAUGGAAUGAAUCGUUUACCGGAAGUUUUUCCGGAUCCAGAGAAAUUCGAUCCAGAAAGAUUCCUUCCUGAGAAACAGUCACAGAGACAUACAUAUUCGUUUAUACCGUUCAGUGCGGGGCCUAGAAACUGUAUUGGCCAGAAAUACGCCCUAUACGAGCUGAAAACGUGCGUAAUAAAAUUCCUGCUGAAGUUCGAAAUCCGGGAGGAUCGCACCUUCCAGCCUGCUAUCGGAAUGUGUUCGGUUUUGAAAUCCAGGAACGGCAUCAAAUUGAAAAUGAGACCGAGGCACGGCCAGUAAUUCGAACAGAGUGUAGGUAUUUACAGGGUGAUUCUAUUUAUUUCUGGAAAAAUCAAGUGAGCCAUAUAGAUCUUCUUGAAAUGAAAUUCAUACUAUAUCUACAUACAUAGGAAUCUGGCCAAGAAUU
Messenger RNA from Phaedon cochleariae (mustard beetle), 2008 nucleotides. The record is from the annotation of a GenBank genome assembly. Lineage: Eukaryota; Metazoa; Arthropoda; Insecta; Coleoptera; Chrysomelidae.